UGACGUAGGACGCGCAUCGGACGAGGCGCCGGGUCGGGAUCGCGAGCGAGAGAUUCGCCUCCCGCGCAGACGCACAGAGGCGGUAGAGACAGAGACACACGCACACAGAGACAGAGUCCCUCACACAUUCGGUUUACAUGCCUCAUCCUCCUUCUCGUCGUCGUCGUUGUUGUUGUAAACAACUUGUUCAGUAACGCGCACUGACAGUAGCGACACGCCGGGUGUUGUUGUGGGUCGGCGUGUCCCCCACAUUGAGGCUUCAGCCCCAGGAAGAGGUGGCUACAGACAGAGGAGUCGUACACGAGGUACAGACAGGAGCUGAGCUCCGUUCCGUGUCCCCCCGCACACGAAGGAUCUCACUUCUUGUCCCAUCGGUGCUGGCUGGCUUCACCACCAUGGCUCCACGUCCGAACAGGAGUCGCACCGUCGUUGUAACAGGGUUCGGUCCAUUUCGAGAGCACAAUGUAAAUGCGAGUUGGGUGGCUGUGCAGGAGUUGGAGAAGCUGGGUCUGGGUGAGGACGUUGACCUGAAAGUGUUUGAGAUCCCUGUGGAGUACCAGAAGGUGCAAGAGCUUGUGCCAUCUAUAUGGAAGCUGCACAACCCCCAGUUGAUGGUUCACGUGGGGGUGUCGGGGGUGGCGCAAGCCGUCACGCUAGAGCAGUGUGGGAAGAACGUGGGCUAUGUGGUGCUGGACAAUGCACGCUGCUGUCCGGGCAGCCACUGCUGCGUGGAGGGAGGGCCAGAAUGCCUCCAUUCCAGGGUGAACAUGGAGGCCGUGCGGGACAAGGUGCGCGCUCAGGGGCUCGAGCUGCAGCUUGCCGUGUCGGAUGACGCAGGCAGGUACCUGUGCGACUACACCUACUACUAUUCGCUGUACCUGAGCCAUGGCAAGGCGACGUUUGUGCAUGUACCCCCACUGGACAAGCCAUAUAGUGCUGAAUUGCUGGGCCACGCUCUUAAGCUCAUCGUGCAGGCCAUGCUGGAGCAGUUGGAUAAUGUGCAGGAAAGCUGCCUUUAGCACAAGCACCACAUUCCCAUUUAAUCACCCGCUUCUGAAAGCCUGCGUGUAAGAAUCAUGCCCAUGCAACUUUGCUCUGUACACUCUGCCACCUUCGAUCUGCAAAAGCAGGUUGAGCAAUUGUGGCACCUAUUCUUGUUUGCAAAUACAUGUUAUAUAACUGAUUUGGUCGAUGCAAUUAUUUUUCAGCAGCAGUAAAUGGAACCAGGCCAUUUAGUGCGCAGCAGGGCAAUAAUUUGAUGCACCCUUAUCUGUACUGACAUGUCAUUUGCAUUGAUUUUCUGUCAGCCUCAUUAGAAAGUGUUUCUUAUGUUCCUAAACAGACUUUGUUGAUUUGUUUAGAAUGAUCAACCUAAUACAUUACUACGGAGCUGGUGCAAAACUGCAACUGAACUAUCUUAAUGUUUAAAUCAAAGGUCUGCUUAUCGAUGAGCCAUUAAACAAUACCACAGCCUAUAACUCCUUUGCAACCUACAUCACAAUGGGGCAUUUAGCAAGCUACAGUUGUCAAUAUUUUUGCAACAAUGGCUUAUUUGAUUAAUAGUAACCUUUGGCUUAAAACUUUCGUGACUGCAUGAAUUCAUAUUCUUGGUUAUUUCGGUAAAGUCCCAUAGAAAAUAAAAUGAAAUUAAAAAUAAUAAAUUUAAAAUAAAAGCAAAAACCCACGACGUUUAGAUCGCAACACACGCGGUCUUCAUCAGGUGGAGAGAAAAGAGGGGGCAAGCCUCCAAAUGCAACUGCUUAUAGGGUUCCCAAAGUGAGUGAGCGGGGGACGAAAGUUGGGAGGGCUGACUUGAUUUGUGUUUUCUUGUCAACCUCUACCGUCAGCAGUCUGGAUGUGUGUCGCCAGGUGCAAUGCCUCCCCCCCCCAUCUCUACCACCCCCUCUCCCCACUGGCUCUGCCAGUUGGGGGGUGGCACGUGCCCCCCCAAUGAUCCGAUCGAAAUCCCUAAUUUCGAAGAACCAAAGAGUAUGGAUUCCUGCAGUCACGAAAGCUUCAAAUCAAGAUUGUCUACUCCUACAUUACCACUGGCUGACUUACACCGCGCAGCUCUCGUCCCCCGCCCACUCACUUUGGAAACCCUUAUAAGCAGUUGCAUUUGGAGGCUUGCCCCCUCUUUUCUCUCUGCUUGAUGAAGACCGCUUGUGUUGCGAUCGAAACGUCGUGGGGUUUUCGCUUUAUUUUCUAUCUACGUGACCUUACCGAAAGAACCAAGAAUAUAAUAGUAACCUGUUUUCACUGUAAACUUUGAAAUUAUAUUUCGAUUUAAAGCUUUCGUGACUGCAGGGAUUCAUAUUAUUGGUUCUUUCGGGAAAGUCACGUAGAAGGGAAAUAAUAAUUGCUUUAUGUUUAUUAUUUUAUUAUUUCCCUUCUACGUGACUUUACCGAAAGAACCAAGAAUUUGAAAUUAUAAUUAUUUAUCAUUAUUUCAACAGCAUUCCCUGCCUCAAUUUUAAUUGAAAGGAAAAUAUAGGCUUUAGGUAACUUAUUUUCAGAUGGCACAGUAAUUGUAUUGUUUCAAUAAACUUACAUUAAACAUGUGAUUACUAGAAAAAUCAUUUUGGAAACUGAAUACUUUUGCAAACUCAAUGCCACAAUGAAAAUGUGUAUGGUUAAAACUAAAUGUUUUGAUCUGUACAGAAAGGUUUGUAUCUUUUUGUACAGAGUAUAGUAAAUUUACAAUAGACAUCAAAAUGCAAUAUUUCAAUGGAUAGUUAUAUAACACUAUACUUUUAAAUUGUGAAUUAAAUAGCCAAAUGGUAUGAAAAUUAAGAUAUUUUUCUCCAAGGCCAAAGAGUAACCUACAUGUAUUUAAUUGUGCACACAAUUGAAUUAUGCAUUUGUUUACAUAUCUUCAUGGCCAUAGUAAAAUACAUCUGCUUGCACAUGCAUACAAAUGAUACCACAUGCUACAUCUGAGCACCUGCAUGAUUGAAAUUGCUUCUUGAGCAGUUGAGGGAUGUAAAUGAGAAUUAGCUGUUCCAUUGGACUCCUUGCAGUGUAAACAGGUUGAUUUCUUGGGUGUCCAAAUACAAAACAGCUGAUUAAAAAAUAGACGAAACACCUCAAAAACAUUAUCUAGAAAAACUUAGAUUUUGCAAGUAUUGUAAUUACAUUUUGUCACUGAAGCACAAUCGUUCACCUUAAAAUGAAUAUUGGCAACAAAUUGUUAGCAUUUCAUAUUGAGCAAUGACAAUUUAUUAAAAAUGUACACUUGAGACAUAAAAGAUAAUUGAUUAGUCCAAAUCCCAACAUAAAUGGACUGCAUGCUUAAAGCCUAAAUCAUACUUAUAUUUUACAAACCGAUGUCGAGAUUAAAAUGCAGAAUUAAUUUUUUUACCGCGAACAAGGAUUCAAAAGCUGCAGUUCGAGAAAAGCAUUUUUUACCAGGACUUUAAUUGAUAUUCAACAAGUGGUGAUUAUAGAUAUUGUUGUUAGUUUUCUGUUGUAACAUUUGAUUCUAAAAUUCUUAAGCACCAUUUUACAUGCUUGCACUUGGCAACUACUUCUAAAAGAAAGCAUGUGGCCAUGCAGACAGGUCUAAUGCAGUCUCAUAGGAAACUCAUUUGUUUGGAUAUUAUUCAUAUUUUAAAGUUGCAUAGUAACGUAUAAACAUUGGAUAGGUGCUCCAACUUACAAUAAAUAAUUGAUAGGUGGUAUAUUGAUGGAGGCUCCGAAAGACACUGCAUUAUAUUGAGUCUUUGUAAAUGUUAUAAUUUAUAGACAACAUUCAUAAUGUAAAAAUCAUAAAUAUACACAUUUUUCAUCGUCUUUUCUUGCUGUACAGUUUUAACUGGACUUGGUCUUGUGGAUACAAACACAUUACUUCAAUCGUAAACAUUUCCCUUGGUUCCUCCAAGUGGUUUUUGUCUGCUGACAACAGCAGUGAAUAGCGGUCGCCCUUUGAUGCUCUCUGCAGAAGAGAUUUUCUGUUUAUUUGCCAUUGAUGGAGCCCUGUGGUUGAGGGUUUAAACAAAAGGAAUAUCUACAUUUAAUAUUUGCAGUGUAAAAGUUGUGAAUUAUCUAAUACGGCAGUUAUAUUGCCAAUAUUAGAAUGUCACUGAAGUGCAGAUUUGUGAAUGUGUCCGUUAUUAUUGCAUGUCACAAGCCUAUUGCCAUUCGUUUUACUUCAUUGGCUUCAGAGUUAAUCAAAUGUUAUAUCUUAAAAGUGAAUGAAUAACAAAAACACUGUAAAUACAUGUCAAGUUCCAGGCUACUUAAUUAUAAUUCAAUGUGACAUGCCUGCAAAAGUACAAAGGUGAUUAUCGUACUUGGAGAGCAUGUCCAAGGUUUUCUGUGUAGACUUGGUUUUCUUGUGCUGAGCGCCGUACAGGAUUGUUUGAACAUCCAGACACUGAUAAAAGCGAAACAAAGUAUUAUAUGCCUAAAAAAAUACGGUCUUGUUCAACUUCAUGUCAAUACUACAUAAAAUGGUGUUAUAGUUAUGAUACUUUUUAAGGGAUAUUGCACCUAGUCUUCUUUCACUUGAAUUGCAUACUUUCCCAAAUCAUGGUCAAAAUAUAUUGUCCCUACAUAAGAUGCUAAAACGCAGUAACAAUUUACAACCUUUUGUCAAUCCACUGCCUCCCCAUGCCAUGUAAUCAUCGUGGUUGUUAACCAUAGUUCAUGCUCCAUAAUAGUUAAUGCUGGUAAAUGAAGAUUGAAGGUUGAUGGCCAGGACCAGAUUAGAUAUAUUAAGUUUUACUGAUAUAAGCAAAGGUUGGGUAUCAAACUCAAAUGGGCAAAUUCGUAGUACAGGGCAUAAACCACUGCGCCACUACCGCACUACCAAAUGUGUUUUUUAUGAACAUUACUUGCAAGGGAAUGCUUUAUGUGAAUACUUAAGACCAACCCACUGCGAAAUUUUGAGGAAUCUGCACGUUAUGCAAUAGAAAGUAACAUUCUGUGAAACUACAAAAUCAUAUUUUUGAUAACGUGAUGAUUACUAUAUUUCCCAAUAUUUCCCCUGCAAAGCUACCUUGUUGAGGUGUUUGUAAGCUUUUUCCAAUUGGCCCUCGGCCAUUCGGAUUCCUCCCAUGAGGUGGUGAGUCUCCGCCAGUUCCUUGCUGAACUCCCCAAACACAGACGCCUUGACAUUCAGGGAGAUUUGGAGCCUGACAAUUGCUUCCUGUAGCAAAUAGACAAUUCCACCAGCAAAAUAAUGUGCUGCAUCUUUUACAUUUGACACGAGAAGACUAUGGACCAGUGAGAGUUUACUUUUAUCAAGCACUUUGGGAUGUCAUUAGUUUGCUUCAUUGUGUACAGAAACCAUGCGUGUCUUAUUGCAAUUUGUUGAGCGCUGUUGUAUUUUUCAGUGAUAAAUGCUAAACUUCGAUGUUAGAUUUAAUUUUUGAAUUGCAAAUAUUGAUAUUGACAGGCCUUCGUUUAAAUGUCUUAAUGUUUGUGUUCUUAUCUAAUAUUUACCCUCUACUAUUAUUAGAAUAUACUAAUUUAUCAUGAUGAUCAGGGUCAAAAAAUAUGGUUACAGUAUAUAUUAAAUCGUUAUUUUUUCAAAUAAAUGUUAUUACAUGAAAAUCAGUCUUA
Lethenteron reissneri (Far Eastern brook lamprey) is the source of this 5565-nucleotide messenger RNA. RefSeq names its product pyroglutamyl-peptidase I (gene PGPEP1). Lineage: Eukaryota; Metazoa; Chordata; Hyperoartia; Petromyzontiformes; Petromyzontidae. Gene Ontology annotation, molecular function: pyroglutamyl-peptidase activity. Gene Ontology annotation, cellular component: cytosol. Gene Ontology annotation, biological process: proteolysis. The record is from RefSeq and is a predicted model, not a curated record.